Messenger RNA from Drosophila innubila, 477 nucleotides. Its product is annotated as thioredoxin-1. The coding region runs from base 126 to 455 and encodes 109 amino acids. The transcript has a single exon. The record is from RefSeq and is a predicted model, not a curated record. Gene Ontology annotation, molecular function: protein-disulfide reductase activity. Lineage: Eukaryota; Metazoa; Arthropoda; Insecta; Diptera; Drosophilidae.
UAAAAAUUAAAUCACAAAAAAAAGAAUAAAAGAAAAUACAGUUCGACGUUAGUCUAGUGUUCAAGUAAAAUCGUUUAAGAAAAAAGUUUUGUCAAGUGCAACGUUCAAAAACAACUCUGAGCAACAUGAGUACACUGAGCACAAUUCGCAGCCUCAACGAUUUCCAGAAGCGCAUCGAAGCUGCCGAUAAUAAAAUCGUUGUGCUCGAUUUCUAUGCCACUUGGUGUGGACCAUGCAAAGAUAUUGAAAAGACGGUAAAAUCACUAUCACGCCAAUAUGCAGACAAGGCGCUCUUCAUGAAGAUCAAUGUGGACAAAUACGAGGAACUGGUUCAAAAGUACAAAGUUCGCAGCAUGCCGACAUUCGUAUUCCUCAAGGGCAAUCGACGAGUGGGCAGCAUUGUUGGUGCCGAUGAACACAAACUGGUUCACUUGAUGGCAAAACUCGCUAAAUGAACGAAACAACUACACUGGCAAA